AACCCGGUCCCACCUGGAGCCAGGUUUCGUUACUUACGCCCCUUACCCCCGCUUCACCGAUCAUCUGCGCCAUUUGGUUUUUUGGCGCUUUCUGUUACGCUUCGAUAAGAGCAAAAAUCUCCGAAGCCUCCAUGGAUUUGGUUCCUGUAACAAGCCGAGAUCAUCAAUAUUUUUUUUUUUUCUAAAGGAAGUGAACAUGGGUUCUGAAUCUACCAUUCCCCCGAGUGUUUCGGGCGAGAAACCUCAAAGCCCAGGGUCAGAGCUUGUGAAACCAAUGGAUGGGAAUGGGCAAGUUGCCAAAGGAGAAACUCUGAAAGAAACUUCAUCAAAAUCAGUGUUUGUGAACUCCGAACCAAUGAGAGAGGAGCAAGUGCAAAAUGCUGUAAAUUUUCUAUCACAUCCUAAGGUUAGGGGAUCCCCAGUCAUCUACAGGCGUUCUUUCCUCGAGAAAAAAGGCCUCACAAGGGAGGAGAUAGAUGAAGCCUUCCGCCGUGUACCUGACCCACCUUCAACUGUUACAAGUGCGCAGCCAACUAUGCAAAAUCAAGAUGGCCAGUUGAAUUCAUCUGCAAAUAUGCAGACACAAACACAAACUCCACAACCUGCAGCAGCUGCUCCUACCGGUGUUGUUUCUACAGUGGCCACUUUAUCAAAGUACCAGUUUCAUUGGUCUCAUGCUUUUCUUGCUGUAGGGUUGCUUGCUGCUUCUGGAGCUGGAUCUGCCUUGUUCUUUAAGCAUGCUGUUGUCCCUAGGUUGAAGUCUUGGAUUAGAAAGGUGGUUUUCGAAGAAGACGGAGAAGAAGAAGGUGACAAGAAAAGAAAUUCAAAACCAAGUCUGGCUGAAGAAGCUGCAGCAGCUGCAAAGGCAGCUGCCGCUGCAGCUGCAGAUGUGGCCAAAGCCAGUCAGGAAAUGUUGAACUCCAAAAGUGGAGAGAAGAAGUACUUUGAGGCCUUUAGGAGUUUGUUGGAUGUCCAGGUAGAGGAAAUGAGGUCUAUGAGUAAUUCUAUUCAGAAAUUGGAGGCUACAAGAGACAUUGCUCUUUCGUCAAACAAGCAGACAGAUGAACAUACUCAAACGUUAUCAUGGAAUGUGAGGCCUUCAUCAACACCUGCAUCUAUGGAGCCCUCAGUUGCACCUUAUCCAAAAUCAUAUAUGGAGAUAAUGGCUGCGGUUCAACGAGGAGAGAAACCUGCUGGGAUCAGAGAGAUCAACGAUCUGCCUCCCAACCCUAAUCAGCUACCGUCAAAUCCUCAAUUAGCAUCUAGAGCAAAGCCAUGGGAGGUGGUCAGUCAGGCUCAAAACAACUCCAGCUCUGGUCUUCAGUCCCAUAUGAAUGAUGAAGGCUCAAGCUCCAAGGAACAAGAUAGCAGGCCUACUUCUCAGUUGAAUGGUUACAGUUCAGAACCUUGGUGGCAACAGAAAAGUGUGAGGAUCACAGAAAUUGAAUCUGAGACAACAUCAAAUGGUGCAGUUGGGGUGACCAAUCAGCAGGUGCCUCAGCGUGUGUGGGUUCCUCCCCGGCCACCGCCUGUUGCCAUGCCUGAAGCUGUUGCUGCAAUCCGACAUCAAAAACCAUUGAAUCUAAAGGGACAAGCUAGCCAUGAUCAGACAGGUGUACACCCUUCAGAUGACAUUGAUGAUGAAUUGCUGAGGGUCACAAAAGUAUCAGAAUCAGGUGGUCAACUGGAAAUCGACAAUGAGAGUGCGAGCCUGGAAUCCAGUGAGAUACAGGAGCGGGAAAUAAGUAAUGAAGGAAACUAAUGUGGGACCAGACUUACAAUCAUCCUCUGGUGUUACCCGUUUAGAGAGAGAAAUCAACAGAGCAACUUUCAUGCUUAUCAGAGCCAAGCCCUUGAACUGACUAUGACAGUGUCAGGAUUUGACGGCCAAAAGACAUGGCUAUAGUCCUACAUCCCAUGGAUGCAUGAGAGUUUUUGUGAACUCUGUGAAAUAAUUAAGCAUUCUCCAAAGCUGGUGGGGAUGGCUGUUGUGAAUAGUUCAAUAAGAGGAGUGAUGCUUCAAGGGCAUUGCUUCAGUUAUAUCAACAGGUUGGUGUUUAUAACAAAGAGAUUAACUAUGGUAGUGUUCUUAAGGGUCACCUUCAUACCCUCAAAACUGUUACCCGGCUCUGAGAAUUUACUGUUACCCUGGACAAAAUUGCAUUAGGGUAUUUCUCUAA
Molecule: messenger RNA, 2180 nt
Organism: Macadamia integrifolia
Lineage: Eukaryota; Viridiplantae; Streptophyta; Magnoliopsida; Proteales; Proteaceae
Product: peroxisomal membrane protein PEX14-like
Exons: 11
Coding region: 197-1762 (521 amino acids)
Biological process (GO): protein import into peroxisome matrix, docking
Cellular component (GO): peroxisomal importomer complex; peroxisomal membrane
Molecular function (GO): signaling receptor binding
Source: RefSeq, a predicted model, not a curated record